AUGAGCGGCUUGCGAUACCCUCUUGAGCCGACGAUCGCACCCAUGUACGUGCUGCCGAUCAGCUCUCUGCUCGAGUACGACCAGCUGCCUGGCUACGAGCAGCUGUGCGCGGAUGAUAGGCUCGAACUCCACGACGAGCACAAGCCAACCGCAUUCAUCUCGCAUACUUGGCUCGGCAGUGCGCACCCGGACCCAGAGGGCUCCUUCUUUCUGCUGCUUAAGGAUGUGCUCACUCGGGUGCAGCGCCGGGAGAUGCAGAUCCAGGCCUUCUCUGUCGGACUCGCUCCCUUUUUCGGGCUGGGGCGGAAAGAGAAGCUUGGCGCGCUCAAGGACGGCUACAUCUGGCUCGACUGGUGCUGCGUCCCUCAGCGGGAGACCCGCCGGUCCGCCUCCUGGCGAGAGCAGUUCAUCCGAUCCAUCCCAUCAUACGUCGCACGAGAGUGCGUCGAGGUGCUGCUGGAGGCAGACCCUUCUCUGGGCCACCUGGGCCUCAAGCCGGUUGGGUGGAGGCCCUUUCACCUCGCGCUCUUCACGGGCAGAGCGGCCAUCGUUGCCUACUUUGCCGAGUACCACCCCCACCUGAUGCAUCUUGAGCAGCCCGACCUCUCCCCGUCGGGGAUGGUGCUCACCGCGUUCGGCGACCUAGAUACGCUCCGCGUGGCCAUUGGCCUGAGCCGUGAUGUCGAGGACUGCCGCGAUACGGUCGGCUCACCCUUACUGAGAGCCAUCUUUCGCGUUGCCGACGCAAUCGCGAGCGCACCCCUGCCACUUCUGAGGUGCGGCUUGGGCCAGCGUCUCUACAACUCGCGCGCGGCAAUGUCGCGCUGCACCGCGCUGCACGUGGCCGCCUUCCGCGGACACCUCAGAGCGAUCGACCUGCUGCUCGAGCGGGGCUCCUCUCCGUCGAGCACGAGGCACCCCUUUGGGUUCACGCCCCUGCAUACUGCCGCCAUCCGUGGGCACGAGAAGGCUCUCGGGCGGCUGCUUGCUGCGGGCGCCGACCCAUCCAUCCGGUGCUCGCGCGGGAUGACGGCUCUGGACUGGGCUGACUUCUGGGGAGUGGAUGCAUGCACGCGGCUGCUACGCAGCGGCUCGUCGACCGAAAUGUGCAGAGCCUGCCCCUGA
Emiliania huxleyi CCMP1516 is the source of this 1125-nucleotide messenger RNA. RefSeq lists its product as hypothetical. The record is from RefSeq and is a predicted model, not a curated record. The transcript has 2 exons. NCBI's taxonomy places the organism in Eukaryota, Haptophyta, Isochrysidales, Noelaerhabdaceae. Gene Ontology annotation, molecular function: protein binding. The coding region runs from base 1 to 1125 and encodes 374 amino acids.